This is a messenger RNA of Brachypodium distachyon (stiff brome), 829 nucleotides long. RefSeq names its product avenin-3. The coding region runs from base 24 to 656 and encodes 210 amino acids. The record is from RefSeq and is a predicted model, not a curated record. Lineage: Eukaryota; Viridiplantae; Streptophyta; Magnoliopsida; Poales; Poaceae. Gene Ontology annotation, molecular function: nutrient reservoir activity. The transcript has a single exon.
GCAGCUAUAAAUAUGGAUGCACCAUGAACAUCCUCCUCCAUCAAACCAUCCUUCACACAAACACAAACACAAACACAAACACCAAAAGCAGUAGCCAACACCAGUCCACCAUGAGAACCUUCCUCAUCUUCGCUCUCCUCGCACUCGCAGCUAGCACCACCAUUGCACAGCGAGAGACUAGAUGUAGCCAGGGCAUGGCGCAGGAGAAACCAUGGUCGGUUCAGCCGGAGCAGCCGUGCCCACAUCAACAACAAGAUGAGAGACAACUGCAGCAGGGGCGCGAACAAGAAGUAGCACCCGUGUGGUGGCGGCGGCAGCAGCAGCAGCAGCUGUACCCAUGCCAGGAUUUCCUCCUGCAGGGAUGCGCCGCGGCGCCGUUCCAGCUCCGGUCACAGAUGCUGCAGCAGAGCAGCUGCCGAGCGUUGCAGGAGCAAUGCUGCCAGCAGCUGGCCUUGAUCCCUGUCCAGUCCCGGAAACAGGCCAUCUACCAAGCUGUGCAAGCUGUGUUCAAGCAGCAGCUAGGACAAGGGCAGCAGGGCAGUCUCCUGUAUCCUCAGCAGCAAGAGCAGACACUGUCGACGAUGUGCAACAACGUGUAUGGCCCACCGUAUUCCCCGGUUACCACCUCGCCAUUUGGCGUCGGUGCGGGCCAUUGAUGUGGCAUCGGUACUAAUUAGAUAGGUGGAUCACCGCUGUUUUGGUCGAUCGACUGACCGAUGCAGCGGUGACAAAUAAAAGUGUCAUGGCUCUUCAUGUGUGACACCGGCCCUUACUAUAGUUGUUGGAACUGAUUUGGAAUAAAAGACAAAGUUGUUUCUUUGUUCAGUAA